Pseudo-nitzschia multistriata is the source of this 1330-nucleotide messenger RNA. Lineage: Eukaryota; Bacillariophyta; Bacillariophyceae; Bacillariales; Bacillariaceae. The record is from the annotation of a GenBank genome assembly.
CUUUGGGCAAAUGCGGAAAGGGAUCACUUCGGAGACGGUCACUAACAUCGAGUGAUACGAACGAUUGCCGUUGGCAUCUGCAUCUGUAUCUGCAUCCGCGGCUGUUGUCUUUCAGCAAAGGUGCUUCGAUGGAACAAAGACCAUGGCGGUGGCGACCAGGCACGCCUUCGCACCGGCAAUGCGGCAGUGGAUAGCGUCUCGUCGAUACUGCAACACGAUGACUACUAGAACCGCUACCAGAUUCGACUGCGGAUUCUGUUUUUGUCGAACCGGCUGGAGAAACGGGUGCAACUGCGGCCGUCCUUGCGACAACACGAAGACUACUGUCGGUGCUGCUGUAGGUGCUGCUGUAGGUGCUGCUGUAGGUGCUACUGCUGGCUCCGUCCGUUCCCAUAGCCUUCGGUGGAUGGUGGCGGGAACCUCCGAGAAGACCACCGAGAACAAUGCCGCACUGCGAGACCAAACCACGGAACAGAAACGCGGGCACGGGAGCAACAGCACCGGCCGCCACCGCUCGAUGCCGGCGUCUCCCGACCGCCACAACCGCUGGAACGAGAUGUACCGCCGGCUCUUCCGGUACAAGGACCGCGUCGGGCACGCCAACGUCCCCCAGCACUAUCGGACCAGCGAAAAAGACCACCACCAAAAGCUCGGGAAGUGGCUGGACAAACAGCGGCAGCUCAAGGCGCAGGGGACGCUGGACGCCGGCAGGGAAGAACUCCUGGAAGACCUGGGGGUGGCCUGGGACGUCCAGUCGUGGAAGUGGGACAAGAUGUUUCGCUUGCUGGCCCGCUACCAAGCGGAGCACGGCCACGCCAACGUUCCGCAGAACUACACCGUAGAGGUGCGCACCGACAAGGCCGACGGUGGCGACGGCGACGAUGAUAGGCACGGCGAGGCAUCUCCGUCGUCCGCCAACCUCGGCGGGUGGCUCAAGGACCUCCGCCAGCUCAAGCUCGAGGGAAGGCUCGAUCCGACUCGGCAGGAAAAGCUGGAGGGCCUCGGCGUCGUCUGGGACAUGCAUUCCUGGCGGUGGAACCACAUGUUCCGGCUGCUCGUCCGUUACCGGGAGCGGCGGGGUCCCUCGUCCGUGAACACGAUGAAGCAAAGCCACAAGGAAAACGGAGAAAACCUGGGGCGGUGGUGUUCCAGGCAGCGAGAAUCCUUCAAAAAAGGCGACAUGGAUCCCGAGCGGAUUGCCGCGCUCGAAGAGAUUGGCUUUGCGUGGACGGUGGCGGCCUCAAACAAGGCGAGAAAAAAGAAAAAGAACUCUGCAAAGAGGACAAAAAAGUAACCAAGCAGUGCAUCGCAAUAACCAAAAGAGGGGGGG